Pomacea canaliculata is the source of this 3349-nucleotide messenger RNA. Its product is annotated as tyrosine aminotransferase-like. Gene Ontology annotation, molecular function: pyridoxal phosphate binding; L-tyrosine:2-oxoglutarate transaminase activity. Bases 414 to 1679 code for a protein of 421 amino acids. Lineage: Eukaryota; Metazoa; Mollusca; Gastropoda; Architaenioglossa; Ampullariidae. The transcript has 12 exons. The record is from RefSeq and is a predicted model, not a curated record. Gene Ontology annotation, biological process: biosynthetic process; aromatic amino acid metabolic process.
AACAGCGGUACGUGCAUGUAGUCCUCAGUUGGAGGACUUGUGCAUGCUUGAACUGUGGGCAGCUUUUUUUAUGCAUCGAAUUUCUCUCAUCAUAAAUCUUCAUUGACCAGCGGAACUAGUUCUCUUCCCUUCUUCUGCAACACUACCUUACGUGCAAUCGAGUUCGAUGUACAUGUGCUGAACCAUCAGUCACGUGACCAAAGUUUUGGAAUAUUUUUUUUCCUUUUUCUUUUUCAUCUUUCCUGUAUCAUCAGUGCUUUGGUUGACGUGGUUGACUGCAGACUGAUAACCAUCACACGGGACCUGGCACCGGUUAGAACCGCUGCACACCUGGCACACCUGGCAAGGAUCGUUUAAAAGCUGCUCACAGACACAAUAAUAGAAACAUCUGGAACGGCCCUACGCCCUCAGACAUGGAUGAGAUUAGGUCGAAGAAAGCACGACUCAGGUGGGACGUCAGGGCGUCUGAUUUUGCCAGGAACACCUUUAACCCGAUACGAAGCAUUGUGGACGGAAUGAAGCUGACACCGAAUCCCCGAAAACAAAUGAUUAGUCUCUCGCUUGGUGAUCCAACCGUCUUCGGAAACUUACCGAAUCCAGAAACAGCCGAAGAUGCCAUAAUCAGUGCAGUGAGAAGCAGAAAGUACAACGGCUAUGGUCCUUCUGUUGGUUAUGAAAAUGCCCGAGCAGCCGUGGCAAAGUAUGUUUCCACACCUUCAUCAGCAGUUGAAGCUAAAGAUGUAAUUUUAUGCAGUGGAUGCUCAGGAGCGCUUGAUCUCUGCAUAACUGCAUUGGCCAAUCCAGGACAGAACAUCCUUGUGCCUCGACCUGGUUUCUCCAUUUACAAAACACUUGCAGAAUCCCUGGGAGUGGUGAUCAGAACAUACGAUUUACUGCCAGAGAAAUCAUGGGAAGUGGACCUGCAGCACCUUGUUGAGUUGAUUGACUACAAUACUACGGCCAUCAUAGUCAACAACCCUUCUAACCCGUGUGGUUCAGUCUACAGCAAGGAACAUCUCCUGGCCAUAAUAGAUAUUGCUGCCAGAUACAAAGUUCCUAUCAUUGCAGAUGAAAUCUAUGAACACUUUGUCUUCGAGGGAUAUCAAUAUCACUCUCUUGCUUCUCUGUCUCAAGAGGUUCCUAUACUCUCUUGCGGAGGCCUGACUAAAAGGUUUCUUGUUCCUGGUUGGAGACUGGGGUGGAUUGUCAUUUAUGAUGUAAAUGACACCUUUGGAGAGGUGCGCAGUGCUUUGGUGAGUCUAUCUCAACGCAUUUUGGGGCCCAACACACUUGUGCAGGCAGCUUUACCAGACAUUCUUGAAAAGACUCCAGAAUCCUUUUAUCGUGACACCAUCCAGUACAUUCAGCAAAAUGCAGACCUGUUCUACAAACGUUUCAAGGAAAUUCCAGGACUGAACCCCAUUAUGCCACAAGGAGCCAUGUAUAUGAUGGUGGCUAUCAACAUGGCAAGAUUUCCUGAUUUUACAUCCGACAUUGACUUCACAGAAACUAUGGUGACAGAACAAAGUGUCUUCUGUCUCCCAGCAACAUGCUUCCAGUAUCCUGGGUAUUUCAGGGUAGUGCUAACGAUUCCGGCAGAAAAGAUUGAGGAGGCAUGUGAUCGCAUAGAAGAAUUCUGCAGGAAGUAUCAUCGCUUGCCAGUAGUGAAUGGAAAAUGAUCAAACUGAAGCGUGUUCUGAGAUUGGUUUGUGAAGAAGGGAUUACCUUCUUCAAAAAAGACAGUUUCCCACUGGUGAAAUCAACAAUGUCUCACAUACUGAAGGGGAAAAAAAAUGUAAGCCUGUGCUUUAUUUUUAACAUUCGUACUGCUGGCUUGAUUCAGCAGGGCACUUCAUUGUUUUUGGAGGACAAAGAAGCAGUGCUGAUCUCAUGCCAUCAGUCUAUCACCAUACAAGUCUGUUUGCAGGCAUAGCUUAAUUGUCCUUAUGCUAAAGCUUUGAUUAAGGAAUCACAUAUAUUCAUUCCUAAUCCACAAGGGGGGAAAAGUUUUUUUUCUGCUGCAAACAAAUCCAGAGCUCCAGAGCAUGCUUGAAAAUAAAUGGAUGUUUUUACUGAAAUUUUUCUCCCCUUCAAUCAUUUUGGUAAAAUGGCUUUGUCAGGAAUAGUACAAAUCAGCAAGAAGACAGUGAAAGGGGAAAACUGGGCAGCUUCAGUUAUCAACAGCACCACAGAAUAUUUCUGUUAACUUUGCGUGCAUCACUGUCAGCAGUCAGCCAAAAUUGAAACAAGCAUUUCUCACAACUUGCAUCUACCCAGACACUGAAUGAGAAACAAGAUUUACCAAUGGAAUCUCAGCCAAUUGAUGUGCAGAAUUAUGCUAUAUCGAGGGUUUACUGAUUGAGUGCCUCUUGGAAAAUACAAGGUUUACAAAACUUAUUUUUCCCCCUCUGGUUAACUGCAGUGAGCUCUUUCAUUGUGUAGUAAGACUUUAUGAACAUGACAAUAUAUAUUUGUUACAUAUAACCUGUCUGCAACCUGUUACAGUAAUACACAAAGACUAUUACUUGUUGAAAUCUACUUAGCAGGUGGAAUAUAUUUUUUUAGUACAAAGUUAUGACUGUAAAAAAGUUUUGUUGCCUUUUAAUUAUUUUACUCAUUAUUAUGACUGUAUCAAUGUUCCCAUUGUUUCAACAUUCAAAAACCCCUUUUGUUCAUUUUAUUUACCUUAGUAUAGUUUUACUUACAUCUGAAACAUUGCUUCCAAGGUAAAGUGAUUUAAAGCAAAAAAACUCUGUAAAUAUCCCUACAUAUGUACUUUUAAAACAAUCGAGGAUAAAAGUAACGAGAUUUUCAGUGUAUUUUUUCCUGACUUGUGCAUCACAUUCAUCCUUUUUAUGAUAACAAAGUAAGAAACUUUGUCGCUGUGUCACUCUUGAUGAAAGGAAAUGCUGAGCAAUUUUUCUGAGAUGUGUGAAGACGUAUAACACCACCAUAAGCCACUUUUUUUUUUUUCCUGGUACAGUUUCUGAUUAAGUGUUCUGCUCGCCUUCUUAUGUGCUCUUUACAGAAAUUUUCCUGCAUUUAGUCUAUGCCUUGAUUGUAUAAUAAAUACUUUUGCUGAAAUGGUGAGAACCAGACAGAACUACUGUGAAUUUUCCUUGUUAUUUUUCUUCAAAGUAAGGGCUCUUUUUUUUUUUUUUUUGGUUAAGCAUAAGAAAGUAGCAAAGGGUUGCUUCUUAAGGACAGGAACAGCCCAUCAUCUGAUACCUUGGCCUUUCAGGGCUUCAGAAGUAAAGGAACAAAUUUAAGCAUGCUAACACAAACCAAAACUAUUUCAUAAGUAAAACUACUGCUUCUCCUACUAUUGCAAGUUAAGGCAUAUUUUGAA